AUGGCUAGAGAGAAGCGAACAAAGCCUUGCAGUAACUGUAAGCGGUCUAAAGUGAAAUGUGAAUAUAAGGAUUCGCUUCCGUGUACUCGCUGUAUCAAAAAUGGCCUCGCCAGCACAUGUCAGAUUGUUCCAAAACUACCGUCGCUAACACUACCGCAAGUCGGUCCUCAAAGUCUACCAGACUUUCAUAUGGUUCCUCAAGUUCCACAUCUACCGCAUCAUGCAAAGCCGUUUACUCAUCCGCCACCGCCUCCCUUGCCAGGAACCAUGGGAUAUCAACCGUCACCGAGCCAACUGAACCCACCUAUACCCACACACCAUCAUCAUACACCACCAGUCUCUUCCUUGUCGCCUAGAUUAAAAAAGCAAGAGGAUCCCGAGCUGCAAUGGAAGUCACACAUGGAGAAUAAACUCAACUCAUUUGAGUCAAAGUUUGACAACUUGGUGGAAGCGCUUCGAGGGAACCAACGCUACAACAAGGGCGAAAUCGAAGCAAACCAGAGGUACUUUGCCAUUAAGGAUUCAUCAUCAGGGGCACAGUCACCUUAUGGAAAUAGCAUAGAGUCUACUCCGGAUUCGUCUGAAUCAGAGCGCAGUUAUAAGCGUCUGUCACAACAGGAUUACUUCUUGAACAAAAGAAGGAAGACAGUGGACGAUGACUUUCGUGAUUCUGUGUUGUCUUUGCAAGAGGCAAAAAUGCUUUUCAAGUUCUUUGACACCAACAUCUCGCAACAAUUAUUUGGUUUCGAAAUUGACAAAUUCCAGGUCCAUCAAAUCUGGGAGAAUUCUCCCCUACUCAUUUGCGCCGUCUGUACGAUUGCUGCAAUGCAUUAUCCAGAUCCAUCCAUCUCAUCUAAACAGGCUGCUUUGCAGCACCAUUUGCAUAAACUUUGUUCCGGACUUUUGUUUCAGCCGAAACCCAAAUCAGACGCCGAAAGUUUUAAUAUAAUUUUGGCUCUCAUACUUUGCAGCUUCUGGCUCGCGGACUCUCAGAGAUUCACGGGUUUGGCCUUGCAGCUAGCUAAAGAGUUUGGUCUCAAUAAACCCGUGUCGAAAAGCGAAGACCUGGCAUCGCUCAGCUCCAAAGAUCGCCUCAAACUUUGGUACUUGCUCUACGUUUUGGAUGGCCAGCAGUCCAUGUCACUCAACAGACAAUCGCUUUUUGAUUCUGUUGAUUAUUCAAUUACUAACAGUCGUGAUCUACUCCUAAACAAGAAAACGCUCGAAAUCAAAGAUGGGCCAGAGGAAGAAGACAAAGCGAAAGACGACGCUGUUGUUCAUGCAAAUUCCCCUGGCGAAGUCAAGACGAAUGCAAAGGAAACUAAUGCCUCAUACUUUACUGACUUACGGUUGGUUUCGCAGGUGGAAUAUAACCUGGCAAUAAGAGAAGCCUUCAAGGGUAAUGCUUGGGACCUAAUUGCCCCUAGCACGUUCGGUAUACCAUCCAAGUCGAACUUGGAGCUUGAUAAAUGGAUGGUAUCGUGGACGGUUCUUCUUGCACCAGUUAACAAUGGAGCUGUUUGGCUGUCAAAAUCUACACUCAUUUACUAUAAUUUUGCUAAGAUGCACAUCAAUUGCUCGGCUUUGAGAGAAUUACAGGUCGAAACAGGAGCUGAAAGCGUGAUAUUCCCCAAAUGGGAAAGAUACCAUCAAUUAAGUCAACGAGCGGAGCCUGUUGCACAUCAACAAAAGCAGUCGGAGCCCUUGGAUUCGGAAGAUAGUGAUGAUGACGAGGAAGAUGAUCUCAUAAGCAACAAAGAGCUCAUUACUCACGACCAGACUCUUCUUAGUCUCAACAUAGCUAUGAAUGCUGCGCAGACUGUGUUGAACCUAGUUCUCAGUGACAAAGAUAUUCUCAACAAUUUGAGGUAUGUCCCCUUGCAUAUCCACAUCAUGCUUUACUAUGCCGCCCUAUUGCUUGUCAACCCUCCUCCGACUGAUGGCAGAAAGAUUGAGGAUACAAAGCAGGACACAUACUUUUUCAAGAUCAUUGAAAGUUUGAGAACUGCUAAGUUACUCCAAAAGAAAAUCUACGUUAAUUUACCAACAGAUAAAUCUUUCGGAAAUCGGUUCAUCGAGAGUCUUGACGACGUUGUCAUUGACAGGACUCGUAGGCUCAAGGUUGAACUUGAGGAGUCAAGUCUUGGCGCAGAUCAGAAACGUGAGAUCUUCGAACAAAUAUCUACCUUGCAUUUUCUUGACGAACGGUUGGAAGUUUUGCCGGGCUCAAGGGGAAGCAGUAAGGAAUCGUCUCCUAGAGCAGCAGGUAUCGCAGCAUGGCCAGGGUCGCAUCAUGGCCAUCCCUAA
Candidozyma haemuli is the source of this 2307-nucleotide messenger RNA. It is a transcript of the gene ZCF30, whose product is annotated as Zcf30p. The record is from RefSeq and is a predicted model, not a curated record. Lineage: Eukaryota; Fungi; Ascomycota; Pichiomycetes; Serinales; Metschnikowiaceae. Gene Ontology annotation, biological process: regulation of DNA-templated transcription; DNA-templated transcription. The coding region runs from base 1 to 2307 and encodes 768 amino acids. Gene Ontology annotation, molecular function: DNA-binding transcription factor activity, RNA polymerase II-specific; DNA binding; zinc ion binding. The transcript has a single exon.